Cyprinodon tularosa is the source of this 1173-nucleotide messenger RNA. RefSeq names its product ras-related protein Rab-27B-like. The record is from RefSeq and is a predicted model, not a curated record. NCBI's taxonomy places the organism in Eukaryota, Metazoa, Chordata, Actinopteri, Cyprinodontiformes, Cyprinodontidae. Gene Ontology annotation, molecular function: GTP binding; GTPase activity. Bases 149 to 805 code for a protein of 218 amino acids. The transcript is spliced from 6 exons. Gene Ontology annotation, cellular component: melanosome; secretory granule. Gene Ontology annotation, biological process: positive regulation of exocytosis; melanosome transport.
CCUGGAUCACAUGUGAGAUGGGGGGGCUCAGAGUCUGCAAUGUGCAGUCGCUUCAUGAGAGCCAUUAUUUUCAAUUCAUAAAGAUUGGAAGGGCUUCUAAUGGAUGGAUGGGAUUUCUACAGAUAGAUCGGUUCAGUAAAACUGCACCAUGGUCGACUGCGACUACGAUUAUCUGAUCAAGCUGCUGGCCCUCGGGGACUCAGGUGUGGGAAAGACCACCUUCCUUUACAGGUACACCGAGAGGACGUUCAACAGGAAGUUCACUACCACAGUGGGAAUUGACUUCAGGGAGAAGAGAGUGGUGUACACAGGAACUGGUGCAGAUGGGACCAGUGAGAGAAACUUUAGAGUCCACCUUCAGCUCUGGGACACAGCUGGUCAAGAGAGGUUCCGCAGCCUCACAACAGCUUUUUUCCGAGAUGCAAUGGGCUUCCUGUUGAUGUUCGACUUGACCAAUCAGCAAAGUGUCCUUAACGUUAGGAACUGGAUGAGUCAGCUUCAGGCCAACGCAUACUGUGAUAACCCAGAUGUGGUGCUGGUGGGCACAAAGGCAGACCUCAAAGACACAAGGAAUGUUAACGCCAGACAGGCCAGAGAAUUAGCAGAUAGAUAUGGCGUCCCCUACUUUGAGACGAGUGCUGUGACGGGAGUUAACGUGGAUUUGGCAGUGACCUCCCUGCUGAACCUGGUGAUGGAGAGGAUGGAGCAGAGCACAUACGGGGCCCACGGCUCCGAACCAAACGGCAGCCCCACCACCAGCCAUGAGGCAGAGGAGGCUCCCAUUCGGAGGUGGUGCUCCUGUUAAUGUCCCCAGCACCAGCUUUGUGGGAUGAACAGACCUUAAAAGCCAAACAUAGACUGAUCGACUCUUUUACACUUCUGGUUUGAAGAUCACUACAUUUUGCUGCCAUUUAUUUCUGAUUUUUUUGCAAAAAUAAAGUUUAGUUUAAUUUUGUUUUUUUUCUCUCUGAGACUAUGGUAAUAUCAUGAAACAGAUAUCUUAUCUCUUUAAAAAUGUUAAAAGCACCUAUGAUUUUAAAAUAAGUAAAACUAUCUAUUCAGCGGUGCAAAAUUGAUCAGGCCUAAAAACUUUAACAAAACGAGAACACAUUUUAUAGAAUCUCCUUUAUUUUCUCUUGUUGUGUCAAAAUAAAAUAAACAGCGUUUUGGUCA